Messenger RNA from Vombatus ursinus (common wombat), 716 nucleotides. It is a transcript of the gene FGF17, whose product is annotated as fibroblast growth factor 17. Bases 74 to 598 code for a protein of 174 amino acids. The record is from RefSeq and is a predicted model, not a curated record. Gene Ontology annotation, biological process: positive regulation of protein phosphorylation; fibroblast growth factor receptor signaling pathway; positive regulation of gene expression. The transcript has 4 exons. Gene Ontology annotation, cellular component: cytoplasm. Gene Ontology annotation, molecular function: growth factor activity; type 2 fibroblast growth factor receptor binding; type 1 fibroblast growth factor receptor binding. NCBI's taxonomy places the organism in Eukaryota, Metazoa, Chordata, Mammalia, Diprotodontia, Vombatidae.
UUGCUGCUGCCAAACCCAGGGGGAGAAUCACCCGUCUCCUAAUUUUAACCAGUAUGUGAGGGACCAGGGUGCCAUGACUGACCAGCUGAGCCGGCGGCAGAUCCGAGAAUACCAGCUCUACAGCCGGACCAGCGGCAAGCAUGUUCAGGUCACUGGGCGCCGCAUCUCCGCCACUGCUGAGGACGGCAACAAGUUUGCCAAGCUCAUAGUGGAAACAGAUACAUUUGGCAGCCGGGUUCGCAUCAAGGGGGCUGAGAGUGAGAAAUACAUCUGCAUGAGCAAGAGGGGAAAACUCAUUGGGAAGCCCAGCGGGAAGAGCAAAGACUGCGUGUUUACAGAGAUUGUGCUGGAGAAUAACUACACAGCCUUCCAGAAUGCCCGCCAUGAGGGCUGGUUCAUGGCUUUCACCCGCCAGGGCCGGCCCAGACAGGCAUCCCGCAGCCGGCAGAACCAGCGGGAGGCUCACUUCAUCAAGCGUCUCUACCAGGGCCAGCUACAGUUCCCCAACCACGGGGAAAGGCAAAAGCAGUUUGAGUUUGUGGGAUCAGCACCAACCCGCCGGACCAAGCGCACCCGGCGACCCCAGCCCCUCACGUAGUCGGGGGAAAGAGGGGGCACCCUGGCCCAGAACCAACUCUCCCACCCCCGUUCCUGUAACAAGGACUGGGGUGAGGGAGGGAAGGUCACCCCCAUCAGACUCACAGAGGAGGCCCAUG